CCGGCUGGGCGGGGUGUGUCCGGCCGCGCGGUCCCUCCGCCCCUGGGUCCCGUCGCCACACGCCGCCGAAACUCUGGACCAGGCGCGCUUUCCUCCCCGUCGUCCCUCGCGUUGACCGGAGUCGGGCGCACACAAUGUCGAUCGCGGUCAGCAACAGGUUCCAAGGAGGGAAGGCUUUCGGCUUGCUCAAAGCUCGGCAGGAGAGGAGGCUGGAGGAGAUCAACCGGGAGUUCCUCUGUGACCAGAAGUACAGCGAUGAAGAGAACCUGCCAGAAAAGCUCGCAGCUUUCAAAGAGAAAUACAUGGAGUUUGACCUGAACAAUGAAGGCGAGAUUGAUCUUAUGUCUUUAAAGAGGAUGAUGGAGAAGCUGGGGGUCCCCAAGACCCACCUAGAGAUGAAGAAGAUGAUCUCGGAGGUGACAGGGGGUAUCAGUGACACCAUCUCCUACCGAGACUUUGUGAAUAUGAUGCUGGGCAAACGGUCAGCUGUCCUUAAACUGGUCAUGAUGUUUGAAGGAAAAGCCAAUGAGAGCAGCCCAAAGCCAGCUGGCCCACCUCCAGAGAGAGACAUUGCCAGCCUGCCCUGAGGACCCACCUGGACCUUCCAGGAUGUCACCCCUCCCCCACCCACCCGACUUACUGUGAUCUGUCGUCUGUGUUUUGUCCUAGCACAUUUGUUUCAUGCCUUAAUGAGACUGGGGAAUCCUGGCCUCAGGGCCCCUCCUCUCUGCUUCCUACUGCCCUGCCCUCCCUAUACAGAAGGGCUGACAUCAAACCAAAAACUGGAGAGGGCAUGGAGGCUGCAAAUCUGAGUCCCCAUGUUUGAAGAGGGUCUUGUCCAUCAGUUCAUCUUUCUAGGUUUCUCUUUUUGUUUGUUUGUUUUCUGGUUUUUUAACAGCCCUGGCUGUCCUGGAACUCACUCUGUAGAGUGGCUGGCCUUGAACUCACAGAGAUCCACCUGCCUCUGCCUCCCAAGUGCUGAGGAUAAAGGCAUUUUCCACUACCA
Messenger RNA from Phodopus roborovskii (desert hamster), 1006 nucleotides. It is a transcript of the gene Aif1l, whose product is annotated as allograft inflammatory factor 1 like. The record is from RefSeq and is a predicted model, not a curated record. Gene Ontology annotation, cellular component: actin filament; ruffle membrane. The transcript has 6 exons. NCBI's taxonomy places the organism in Eukaryota, Metazoa, Chordata, Mammalia, Rodentia, Cricetidae. The coding region runs from base 135 to 587 and encodes 150 amino acids. Gene Ontology annotation, biological process: actin filament bundle assembly; ruffle assembly. Gene Ontology annotation, molecular function: actin filament binding; calcium ion binding.